Molecule: messenger RNA, 5579 nt
Organism: Astrephomene gubernaculifera
Lineage: Eukaryota; Viridiplantae; Chlorophyta; Chlorophyceae; Chlamydomonadales; Astrephomenaceae
Source: the annotation of a GenBank genome assembly
GUGAGCUUUUAUGAUGAGAUAGGAACUUGGCGACUGGUGCAUUGCCUUGUAAGCAGUUCCAGCUCGUAGUUUGUCGACAAGGGUCCCUUCUAAAAGCGCCGCAAAAACAUGAACCCUGAUCAGGCUGCUCAGGCAGCUCAGCUGCCUAGGCGUAUUAUUAAGGAGACCCAGAAAUUGCUUAGCGAACCUGCUCCUGGCAUUAGCGCCUCGCCGUCGGAGGAGAACCUGCGCUACUUCAAUGUCAUGAUACUGGGCCCCCAGCAGUCGCCCUAUGAGGGCGGCGUCUUUAAGCUGGAGCUCUUCCUUCCCGAGGAUUACCCCAUGGCGCCCCCGAAGGUCCGCUUCCUCACCAAGAUUUACCACCCCAACAUUGACAAGCUGGGCCGCAUCUGCCUGGACAUCUUGAAAGACAAGUGGUCCCCGGCGCUCCAGAUCCGCACGGUGCUACUCAGUAUCCAAGCCCUGCUGUCGGCGCCAAACCCCGACGACCCGCUGGCCGACAACGUUGCAAAGCACUGGAAGGAGAACGAGAAGGAGGCGAUUGCCACCGCCCGCCAGUGGACUGCGCUCCACGCCCAGGGCUAAGCUACUCGGUGGAUGCUAGAAGGCACAGCACGGAGCUAGAGACUAGCGGCUUAGGCUGGAAGUGCUCUUAAUGCAGUGUGUUUUGGGUGUUGCGGUUUACGGGUGGAGGAAUGGAUUAUCGAGCAAAUGGGUGCCUGCGUGAAAUAUUCUUUCUGCGUUUUGUUGAAGAAGGACUAGGCGUAGGAUGGGGCAGGAUGGGGCCGGUAAAGGGUGUUGCGAAGUGCUUACCCUGGUGCAGAUAGAGUUAUUAUUUGCUUUUCUUGGCUAUCUGCAAAGCAUGUUGCCAAGGACUGUACACACUUUACUUUGGCUUGCUUUACCAGAGUUACGACUGUAACGUACUGUACGGCACAUGACGGCUCCCUCUUGUACUAUGUUGUUAGCAACUAUACUCGCAAGGAAUUUAUUCCUACAGCCAGAAGCGCUCAUAUAUAGCAACAAAGCUUACUGGUCUUAGGCUUUCGACUGUCUUGGAAGCUAGAUCAUCCUUUACUUAGCAUUUGGCGCGGACUUACAGACCUUACACCUACCUGUGUGCUUCUGCUCAUAGAGACUCAGAAAAAUGAUGCCAAUGAUGGGUAUGCAACCCCAGAUCAUUCUCUUGAAAGAAGGGACGGAUACUAGCCAGGGCAAGCCCCAGCUUAUCAGCAACAUCAACGCGUGCAUGGCGGUAGUGGACACAGUUCGAACGACGCUUGGUCCCCGUGGAAUGGACAAACUGAUCCAUGAUAACAGGGGUGUUACUAUAUCGAACGAUGGCGCGACUAUCAUGAAGCUGCUCGACAUUGUGCAUCCGGCUGCCAAGAGCUUGGUGGACGUGUCACUUGCACAAGAUGCAGAGGUUGGCGAUGGGACAACCAGCGUGGUAAUCCUGGCCGGCGAGUUCCUCAAGGAGGCGAAGCCCUUCAUCGAGGAGGGUGUUCACCCACGCAGCCUGAUCAAGAGCUUCCGCCAGGCCUCUGUGCUGGCGGUGCAGCAGCUGCGUGCGCUGGCCAUCAGCCUGGAGGACAAGCACAUGGAGGAGAAGAAGGACCUGCUCAAAAAGUGCGCCAUGACCACCCUCAACAGCAAGCUGGUGAGCGGCGAGAAGGAGUUCUUCGCGCAGAUGGUGGUUGACGCGGUGUCGGUGCUGGACCCCUCCUCCCUGGACCUCAAGAUGAUCGGCAUCAAGAAGGUGCAGGGAGGCGGGCUGCGCGACUCCUUCCUGGUGGACGGAGUGGCGUUUAAGAAGACCUUCUCGUAUGCGGGCUUCGAGCAGCAGCCCAAAUCCUUCAGCCAGCCCAAGAUCCUGGUGCUCAACAUCGAGCUGGAGCUGAAGGCGGAGAAGGAGAACGCGGAGGUACGGCUGGACGACCCCGCCAAGUAUCAGUCCAUCGUGGAUGCGGAGUGGAACAUCAUCUACGACAAGCUGGCCAAGUGCGUCGCCAGCGGGGCUAACAUCGUGCUGUCAAGGCUGGCGAUUGGAGACCUGGCCACGCAGUACUUUGCGGACCGCAACAUCUUCUGCGCGGGUCGUGUGGACAGCGGUGACAUUGAGCGCGUCACCAAGGCCACGGGCGCCAAGGUGCAGACCACCGUCAACAACCUGGACCCGCGGGUGUUGGGGACCUGCGAGCGGUUCGAGGAGCGGCAGGUGGGUGCGGAGCGCUACAACCUGUUCAUGGGCUGCCCCGAGGCGCGCACCGCCACACUGGUGCUGCGCGGCGGCUCGGAGCAGUUCAUUGACGAGGCGGACCGCUCGCUGCAUGACGCCAUCAUGAUUGUGCGCAGGGCGCUCAAGCAUGCGCAGAUUGUCCCCGGUGGCGGCGCCAUCGAGAUGGGUCUCAGCAAGUACCUGAGCGAGUACAGCCUGCAGUUCAGCAACAAGUCCCAGCUGUUCAUCAAGGCUUACGCCAAGGCGCUGGAGGUCAUCCCCCGCCAGCUCUGCAACAACGCUGGCUUCGACGCCACUGAUGUGCUCAACCAGCUGCGCCAGAAGCACGCGCUGGCGGACGGAAGCGGCAAGAACUUCGGCAUGGACGUCAACACUGGGGGCGUGUGCGAUACGUACGAGGCGUUCGUGUGGGAGCCCGCACUCGUCAAGAUCAACGCCAUCCAGGCCGCCACGGAGGCAGCCUGCCUGAUCCUCUCGGUGGACGAGACGGUGCGCAACCCCAAGAGCGAGGUGCCGGAUGCGGCCAGCGGCGCGGCGGCGCAGGCGGCCAUGGCGGGGGGGCGGGGACGGGGGCGGGGGGGCAUGCGCGGGCGUGGCAUGCGGCGGUGAGGUGUGAACGUGGAUGGUGCGAGGGGCAGCAGUGGCGGUGAGGGGAGCCGUGGAUACGGUACUUGGAGGAGGGGGGAUGCGGGAGGGGCAUGCAUGCUGCCAGCAUGGGGAAGGCGGCGUGGUGGUGUGGGUGUUCCAUGCGUGCUUCUUGGGGCUGCCCGCGGGUUGUGGCGCUGGAGACCGAUGGCGGUGGAGGAUUGGGAAGGGCGUGUGUGAACUGUUGUGUUAGGUGGUAAGCUGCAACAGGCAGGGAAGUAAGAGGAGUUGGAAGCGGAGGGAAUGCGGAACGGGAGGAGGAAAAGGAGGCUGGAAGGGGCUUUGGCAGGGCUCCUCGUUUGCUGGCUUGUGCUAAUUUACAUGUGCCUUUGCGUCGUCCUUGUCCUGUGCGGCUGGCGGUUGGUGAACGGGUGAGCGUUGGUGAGAGAUAUGCAAUGCAGCAGGGGUGGGGCAUGCGGGCUCUUGAGCACGGAAGCGCAGGUACAUGGAGGUGGGGUCAUGGUACAUGGGGUACAUGCAUAUGGAUAUGGUUUGAAGGCUUGUGCGCGGCCCAUAUCCCAUGUGGCUGCGAGGGAAGAGAGAGGGAAAACACCCUUGGCUGCGGAGGGAGCUGCAGGUGUUGCCAUGCCGUACCGUGUGUGUCAUGUGGUGUGCGGGAGUAGUGUUGUUGCCGCUGUCUGUGAUGAGGAGGUAGCGGCGUUCGUAGUGCGAGCGCCAAUGCGUUGUCGCGUCAUGGAGCAGGAUGCGAGGAACCGCUGCUGUAAAUGACUGCCUCGGUAUGGCUAAAGGGUGCUUGAGAGUCAAGUGCCUCGCUUAUUUCUGAGACGGGUACGCGCAUAAGGAGGCGUGGCUGCCCGCACACUGCCGGGCGGGCGGGCGCCAGGUGGAGGUCCGUUCGGGUUAGCUUCUUACUGUUAGCCGCCAUAAGCGGGAAGCGGUUGAGGAUGUACGAGUAUGCUUCGUACACCAGUACAAUUUCUAUCGAGACUGUUAACAGCCUUAUCAAUCGCUCGUAGUGUUUCAAGGCAGGGAAGUUGCACCGGUCUGCGUUGGUCAUGGCGACAUGGGGCUAGAAGACGGGAUCGUAGCACACCUACUGUGCUAGCCAGGAUAAAACGCAAUAUCCGGUUGCAUAGUGAUUAGGUAUUGAUUUGGCAUUGUGCGUGAUUAUCUGCCAUUAAAAGCCGGGCUAGCAAUGUGCUUCGUUCUCAGGAGUUAGGAAGCCACAGACCCAGAAUUAGUUGACCGAACUAUAAUCUUAUUUGCAAGACGUGUAUGAUGGUUGUGUUAGCUUUCCUGCUGGUAACGUGCCAGUUAGCGCUGGUCAGUGUGGGCCAUGCCACCAUCAGCGCCCAACCCCUACGCCAGUCUGGAGGCUUUAUUUUGCCUUUACAACAGCGGGAGCACCAAACAUGGCGGCGGCAUUUGUUGCGGAGUGGUACAAUGCGCGUGCAAGGCGGGGUACGCGAGCUAGGGUACUUUUACGCAAACCUGGUGAUUGGAACCCCAGCACGCACGUUUAGCGUCAUCAUAGAUACGGGUAGUACGGUAACCUACGUGCCCUGUAAAACCUGCGCGAAAUGCGGACAUCAUCAGUCCGAGUGGUUUGACCCGGACAGCUCCUCCACCGCCCGGCGACUGGGCUGCGGUGAGCCGCUGUGUAACUGCGGCUCGCCGGGCUGCCUGUGCACCAACAACAUGUGCUACUACCGGCGAUACUAUGCCGAGGGCAGCAGCAGCGAGGGAUGGCUCAUCCAAGAGGCCUUCCACUUCCCCGACCCGCAGCCGCCCGUCCCGCUGGUGUUCGGCUGUGAGAACGGCGAGUCGGGCGAGAUCUACCGGCAGAUGGCGGACGGCAUCAUGGGCAUGGGCAACAACAACAACGCAUUCCAGAGCCAGCUGGUGGCACAGGGCGCCAUCGACAACGUCUUCUCGCUGUGUUUUGGCUUCCCCAAGGACGGCGUGAUGCUGCUGGGCGACGUUCCGCUCCCGCCCGGCUCCCCGACCCGCUACACGCCGCUGCUCACCUCACUGCACCUGCACUUCUACAACGUCAAGAUGGAGGGCAUCACAGUGGGCGGGGAGCUGAUGCCGCUGGACACGGCCAUGUUUGACCGGGGCUACGGAGUGGUGUUGGACAGCGGCACCACCUUCACCUACCUGCCCUCCGUCGCCUUCACCUCCAUGGUCAAGGCGGUGGGCGACUGGGCGGAGGCGCGGGGGCUGAAGCGCUCGCCGGGAGCUGACCCGCAGUACAAUGACAUCUGCUGGAAGGGCGCCCCCGACGAUUUCUCGCAACUGGAUCAGUACUUCCCGCCCGCGGAGUUCAUCUUUGGCGGCGACGUGCGCCUCAACCUGACGCCCAAGCGCUACCUCUUCGCCUCGGGCCCCGGCGUGUACUGCCUGAGUGUGUUUGACAACGGCAACUCGGGGACGCUCAUCGGAAGCGGCAGCAUGCUGGACGUCAUCGUGACGUACGACCGGCGCAACAGCCGCGUGGGCUUCACCCUGAUGAGCUGCGCGGACCUCUCCGCAGCCCUGGCGGCACCGGCUGUCACCCAGCAAGGCGUCCAGGGAGGCACGAGCUCGAACGUGACGGUGCUGUCAUCGCCACCGCUUUCGCCGCCGCCACGGCCGCCGCCGUCACCAGCUCCCAUGCAGGCUUUGACGCUGCCGACACAGCAGCAGCAGGGGCAGCAGCAGCAGGGGCUCGACUCGAAUUCUUCAUCCGUAC